Messenger RNA from Chelonus insularis, 951 nucleotides. RefSeq lists its product as uncharacterized. NCBI's taxonomy places the organism in Eukaryota, Metazoa, Arthropoda, Insecta, Hymenoptera, Braconidae. The coding region runs from base 116 to 661 and encodes 181 amino acids. The transcript has 4 exons. The record is from RefSeq and is a predicted model, not a curated record.
CUUUGUUAACAACAAAGAAAUUUAUUUCAAUGAAAAGUAAUCGUGGUGUUAGCUUCAUUUGAUUAUUUAUACACUUUUUCUAUUCAUUUUUAUUAAAAAAAAAAAUUCAUUAUUAAUGCGGUUGUAUUUAGUCUGGUUAUUACUGACGUCUUUUGCUAUUUAUGAGAUUUAUCAACUCCAAGUGGACCCUCAGGAGUUUGCUGUUUCUCAUAGCGAAAGGAUCGACGCUAAUCCUACUAUUUUUUUUAACUUUAUCACUCAGACGCAUAUGUUAGAAAAGCUCUUACCUUGGUUCAAUGGACUGAAAGAAGCUGAUUCGAAGAUCCUUGGAGUGAGGAAAUUUUAUAAAGCUUUCGACAAAAUUCUUAUAGGUGGAGAAAACAUUCAUUUGAUGAUUGUCGAAUUCAGAUCAGGGAAAUAUUUAGCUUUGGAAUCGCAAGACCAAUCAAUCAAACAGCGCAUCGAAAUUCGAACAAAGUGCUAUCACAAUCAAUCAAUUCUUACAGUCACAGUCUACUCUCAAAGAACUGCAUUUCUAUUUCACCAUACCAUUGGACGUAUUAUUCAGGACUUUAUCCGGAGGAACUUGGAAAAAUCAUUACUGCAUGUUAAUCAAGUUUAUAAAGCAAUCGAAAAUGAAUUGCAAAUUCUUCACAGUUAAUUACUAUUCAUCAGAAGUAAAGUCAAUAAAAAGUAUUCGAUGAUUUAAUGUGGAUAGUUUGUUAUCUGUUUCAAAGGUGAAAUAAAGAACAAAAGAUAUUGAUAAAAUGUUCACCAUAGUGACCCUUAUCAUCACAAAUUAAUAAAAGCUGGUGUGUCUGUAUGUAAAACCUCUAGUUUAAUCACCGUUAAAAGACUGGAAAAGUGUGGGAGUGAAAAGGAUAAAGUUCGUUGUUGUUGAUGACAUUGAUUGAUGUUACUAUUCAUUUUGUUGGGAAUGCUCGCCAAUUA